AUGCUUUACCACAAGAACCGUUACACAGUCACCUCCCUCUUCUUCCUCGCAUUGUUCCUUCUCUCUUUCUUCUUCUUCUUCUUCUUCACCAGAAUAACUCUUCGCCCUGCUCCUUCCCUUCACACAGAUCUCUCCCUCCAAUUCCAACCUUCUCCUCUCUCAUCCCCGUCACCACAACAGCUACACUCUUCCACUGACACCCAAACCCAACCACCCCACACCGCCAUUACCACCGACGAUGGCUCCGACCAUGAAUCUGGUAGUAACGAGACGGUAGAUAAUGGUGGUGGUGAUGCAGCAUGGAAGGAGUGUGAUUUGUACACGGGAACAUGGGUGGAAGAUGAAAAUUACCCAAUUUAUAAACCGGGUUCUUGCCCUUACGUGGACGAGGCUUAUGAUUGCCAAAUCAACGGAAGAACCGAUACCCACUACACAAAAUGGCGAUGGAAGCCUCAUGCCUGUGACCUUCCCAGGUUUAGUGCCACAGACUUCUUGGUAAGACUGAAAGGUAAAAGACUAAUGCUGGUUGGAGAUUCUAUGAACCGAAACCAAUUUGAGUCCAUUCUGUGUAUACUACGUGAAGGUCUACAGAAUAAGAGCAAAAUGUAUGAGAUACAUGGCCACAAAAUAACAAAAGGAAGAGGCUACUACUUUUUUAAAUUUGAGGACUAUGAUUGUUCAGUGGAAUUUGUGAGAUCUCAUUUCCUUGUGAAGGAAGGGGUUCGUAUUAAUGGAAAAGGUAGCUCAAAUCCUACAUUAUCAAUAGAUCGAAUUGACAAGACAUCUGGCCGUUGGAAGAGAGCUGACAUUCUUGUCUUUAACACUGGGCACUGGUGGGCUCAUGGAAAAACUGCUAGAGGGAUAAAUUAUUAUAAAGAAGGUGAUUAUCUAUAUCCAAAAUUUGAUGCAGUUGAGGCAUACAGAAAGGCUAUAAAGACCUGGGCAAAAUGGAUUGAUGAUAAUAUCAAUCCACGAAAACAGAUUGUCUAUUAUCGCGGAUAUUCUUCUGCCCAUUUCAGAGGUGGAGACUGGGACUCAGGCGGGUCAUGCAAUGGUGAAACUAAACCAGCUUUUAAUGGGUCCAUCCUGAAUAACUAUCCUUUGAAAAUGAAGAUAGUGGAGGAAGUGAUCCAGGGAAUGAAGGUUCCUGUAAAGUUAUUGAAUGUUACAAUGCUGACUAAUUUCCGCAAGGAUGGUCACCCAUCUGUCUAUGGAAAGAAUACUAUGAAUGGAAAGAAAAUCUCCACAAGAAAGCAGGACUGCAGCCAUUGGUGUCUUCCUGGGGUCCCUGAUGCAUGGAAUGAGCUCAUUUAUGCCACUCUGGUUUUUCAACAAACCAAUUCUAGGAGCUAACUUAUGUGACCCUUCUUUCAAGGAGUUUACUUUUUGUGCAGGAAAGACGGGAAAAAAAGAAAAGAGAGAACCUUUUGGCUUACAUCAAGA
Molecule: messenger RNA, 1443 nt
Organism: Gastrolobium bilobum
Lineage: Eukaryota; Viridiplantae; Streptophyta; Magnoliopsida; Fabales; Fabaceae
Product: protein trichome birefringence-like 5
Exons: 5
Coding region: 1-1353 (450 amino acids)
Cellular component (GO): Golgi apparatus
Molecular function (GO): O-acetyltransferase activity
Source: RefSeq, a predicted model, not a curated record